Messenger RNA from Exophiala aquamarina CBS 119918, 1755 nucleotides. RefSeq names its product alpha-glucosidase. NCBI's taxonomy places the organism in Eukaryota, Fungi, Ascomycota, Eurotiomycetes, Chaetothyriales, Herpotrichiellaceae. Gene Ontology annotation, molecular function: alpha-amylase activity. The record is from RefSeq and is a predicted model, not a curated record. The transcript has a single exon. Bases 1 to 1755 code for a protein of 584 amino acids. Gene Ontology annotation, biological process: oligosaccharide catabolic process.
AUGAUAUCGAGAGUUUCUCCUCCUUGGUGGAAAGAAGCGACAAUAUACCAAGUCUACCCCGCGAGCUUCAAGGAUACGAAUGGAGACGGUUGGGGUGACAUUCCGGGGCUGGUCUCUAAGAUCGAUUACCUGCACGAUCUAGGCGUCGAUGUGGUUUGGCUGUCACCGAUGUUCGAAAGCCCCCAGGCAGAUAUGGGCUACGAUAUAUCCGACUAUCAGAAAGUAUACGCUAGAUACGGGUCCCUUCAAGAUGUUGACAACUUGAUUGAGGCUUGCCAUUCAAGGGGUAUGAAAUUGAUACUGGACCUGGUUGUCAACCAUACAUCCAAGGAGCAUGAGUGGUUCAAGGAAUCAAGAUCCUCACGUGAUAAUCCGAAGCGAGACUGGUAUAUCUGGAAGCCCGCUCGGUAUGACAUGAACGGCAGGCGGAGACCGCCGACAAAUUGGAGGAGUUAUUUUGCAGGUGGAACCUGGACCUGGGAUGAGCUAACUCAAGAAUAUUACCUACACCUCUAUGCAUCAGAUCAACCGGAUUUAAAUUGGGAGAACCAGUCUUGCCGCCAGGCCAUCUAUGAGAACGCCAUGCGAUUCUGGCUCGACAGGGGUGUUGAUGGAUUCCGGGUGGACACUGUCAACAAGUACAGCAAAAGGACCGAGUUUAUUGACGCCAGAAUCGCAGAUCCCAAGAGUGAGUGGCAACCUGCGCCUGAAAUGUGGUGUAAUGGUCCAAGGAUUCACGAGUUCUUGAAAGAAAUGAACAGUGAAGUUCUUGACCAUUAUGACGUUGUCACAGUAGGGGAGCUUUCCAAUACACCUCACCCACAAGGGGUUUUGGAUUACGUCCAGGCAUCUAAGAGGGAGCUGAAUAUGGUAUUCCAAUUCGACAUGAUUCGGUUAGGAACAGGUGACGGAUUCGGCAGCAAGUAUACCUUCAAGCCCUGGAAACUCAGUGAAUUGAAGGUAUUAGUGGAAAGGUGGCAGAAGUUCAUUGAAGGCACAGAUGGCUGGACGACGGUGUUCUGUGAGAAUCAUGAUAACGGAAGAGCAGUAUCUCGAUUUGGCUCGGACAGCCCGGAGCACUGGGAGAAUUCCGCAAAGAUGAUCGCUCUUUGGCAAGCUACCCUUACAGGGACGCUGUUUCUGUAUCAAGGUCAAGAGAUUGGCAUGACCAACAUGCCAGAAAGCUGGUCCAUCGAGGAGUACAAAGAUAUUGAAAGCAACAACUUCUACCGUGAAGCGGAAAGAAACGCAGACUCGGCGGAAAAGGACCGGGUAAUGAGUGGCCUUCGGAUUCUUGCUCGAGAUCAUUCUCGUCUUCCAUUCCAGUGGGACAGUUCUGCACACGGUGGCUUCACCUCCUCUAGCACUGAACCAUGGAUGCGCGCACAUGAUCAUGCUGGUAGAAUCAACGUGGCGAAUCAAGUGAACGACAGUCAAAGCGUACUGUCACUCUACAAGAAGAUGAUGGCAUUGCGGAAGAGCCACGCGGAUAUCUUCAUUCAUGGCACAUUCCAGCUUGUGGACAAAAUCAACGAGAAUGUCUUCACCUACAUCAAAGAGAGUCUUGACGGCAGUCGGCGGGCCCUCGUAAUUCUAAACUUCUCGAAUUCAAAGCAGCCAGUACCAAAUCUGAAGGGGUGUUCGGUAGAUCCUUGCAACUGGCAUUUGCUUAUGGGGACAUCGCGCGGUCCAACCGUAGAAGGCGCCUUGGGUGCAUAUGAGGGCCGGGUCUAUGUCGAUUUUGAACAUUAUUGA